AUGAACUCCGUCCACAGCCUGAUUGACGCUCCUCCACCAGCGGCCCAGCUGGGAGCCCAGGCCGGCGUUCACAUCCACGACUACGCGCAGGAACAGCCUCACGCGCACAGCCUGCAGCGCCUGGCCUCUCCGCCUCCGGGCCCGGCGUCGGCCCCGGCCGUGGCGGGCCUCUCGCUGUCUCCCACGGCGCCCGCCUCGGCCCCGACGCCAGCUCACACGCCGCGGCCAGAUGACCUGCACGCGCGGCAUCUGCCUCCGCCGUCCACGCCGUCCAUGGCACACUACGUCUCCAUCGCCUCGCCGCCGCUGAGACAGGACACGGGCUCGUCAGUCUCCACGCAGGCCACCACGGCUACCCUGGCCUCUACUGAGACCAACAACACAUCGUACAGUGCCGACACCUCCCCUAACCCGCACCAGUCCAUUUUCUCCCUCAAGGAUGGCUCCGACGUCUCUAACAGCCGUCGAACCAGCAGGAGACGUACCGGCCCCCUAUCUCAGCAGUCAAGAGAGCGGGCCGCCCUCAUCAGAAAGUUAGGAGCCUGCGUCGACUGUCGCCGCAGGAGAGUUGCCGUAAGUCACAGCCAUGGCCCCGACCGACCAGCGUCAUAUGCAGCCGAGGCUGACCCCGUGCUUCUCGCUUUGCAGUGCCACCCAAGCCACCAUAACAUGACUUGGGAAGACGUCGUAACCAAGUUUCACCACAGGCCGCACAGCCCGGCCGUCCAGGACAUUGCGCCCUCGCUGCCCGCCGGCCGGCCUCUCAGCCCCGCAACAAGCCUCAGCACGGCUCAGCCCGUCUUCACUCACGAUCCUCAGGAGAUGGACGUUGAUCCCAGCUCUGCGCCUAGCCACCACCAUCAGCCUGGCCGGCCCCCCCUGAGCGAGGCUCGUAUCCGCACCCCUCUGCCCGCUGGCCCCAGACUGGAAAAGUCACUUUCCUUGCCGGGCAUUGAGAGUCUCAAAAACGAGAUGCAGAAUAAUGCUGCGCGCAUGCUCUCUGCCACUACUCGCGGCCGGUACAACUCGGUCCAGGCUCUUUUAUUGUUCUGGCAAGAUGAUGAUGAAGCGCUAUCGGUCCGGAACGCGGUCGGAGAACUAGCUGACGUCUUUGACAAGUACUAUCAUUAUACGUUUCAAAUCCAGGUUAUUCCUUCCUCUUCAGAGAGCUGUAAAAGCUCAUGGAGAUGGCUGUCGCGCACACUCAACGACUUUGCCGAGGAGCGCGAUCAGCGUGAUGUUCUCAAGAUUGUCUAUUACAUAGGCCACACUUAUCUCGAUGGAAAUCGCGACAUGGUUUUGGCAAGCUCAAAAGAUGCUGAAAGAGCUUCCACUAUUCGUUGGAGCGGCAUGCAGCAGAUUCUCGAGGAGGCAUGCGCGGACACUCUCAUCAUCAUGGAUGCCGCGUAUUUUCCUCCGGCUAGAAUCGUAAGACAGCAAGGCGUACUGGAAAUCAUCGCGGCGUCUUUAUCAGAAGACCAUCUCACCGCUCUGGAUCGGUGUGCCUUUACCAGGGCUCUCGCUGACCAGCUACGUACGCGUGCAGCGCGCCAGACGCCGCUUUCAGUGGUCGAACUGCACUCGAUACUUCUGGCCCUGUACCCCAAGCUGGCUCGGGAUCGCACACCUGAGAGAGAGAUCAUAACGAGCUUUCCCGCCCCACUGCAUACCAUGAUGUCUGGAAAUUCAAGGCUGCCUUCGAUAUUUCUCUCGCCAGUUCAACAGAGCAGCCCUCUACGGAGCAGCUUUUCUUACGAGAAUAGCCCCCAGCUACACUUGGCUAUCAAACUAAACGACGACAACGUUGACAUUGACAGCUGGAACGAAUGGCUACGAAUGAUGCCUGAAGGAAUUAAGGAUAUCAAGAUUGAUGGUCCGUUUCGGACAACAUUCAGGUAG
This is a messenger RNA of Trichoderma gamsii, 1899 nucleotides long. RefSeq lists its product as hypothetical. NCBI's taxonomy places the organism in Eukaryota, Fungi, Ascomycota, Sordariomycetes, Hypocreales, Hypocreaceae. The transcript has 2 exons. The coding region runs from base 1 to 1899 and encodes 632 amino acids. The record is from RefSeq and is a predicted model, not a curated record.